AUAUACGAACUCUGAAAUUUGAUUCUCACAUGUGAGUCCCAGAGCCCAGGUAGUUAUUUCCUCUGUGCGACCAUUUUCCUAAAUAAAUUCAUUCUACUGUACUGAUCUGUGAUUCCCAGAGACCGGUCAUCUAUGAAGAACAUCUUCAAGAAGAAGCCUCACCACCCCAACCGAUCGAACGAGUCUCCUCAGCCUUCGUCUUCCUCUACCGUGCUCACCUCAUCAUCUUCCCCACCGUCUGCCCAUCAGCGCGAAUCUAGCACCUCUCAGCAUCCGCAGAGUCCUUCGACUGCCUCAUCUACUUCAGCUGCCGCCGCGCCAGUUGCCGCUGCAGGAGCGCCUGCUAUCAAUCCGCAACAUGACUACUAUGCCUCCGAAGAGGAUUACCAGAUACAGCUUGCCUUAGCACUCAGUGUUUCCUCAUCCCACGCUGAGGAGCCUUCCUUUGACUCCGGCAAAGGUCAGAUCCUCGGUGGAGGGAGAUAUAGUGCUGAAUCUGCUCGUGAUAGGGAGGAAGCUGCUGCUGACUUUCUGUCGAGUCACUAUUGGGAUUACAGCAUUCUUGACUAUGAGGAAAAAGUUGUUGAUGGUUUCUAUGAUGUAUAUAGCCUCUUCACAAGUCCUGCAAGUCGGGGGAAAAUGCCGUCUCUUUCUGAACUUGAAACGAAUGGUGGAAGUUCUGACUUUGAAGUUGUGAUAGUGAAUCAGAAAAUUGACCCAUCAUUGGAGGAGCUUAUACAGAUUGCACAUUGCAUAGCAUUAGAUUCCCCCACAGAUCAGAUUGGUCUGCUAGUUCAGAGACUUGCUGAACUUGUAAUAGAACAAUUGGGUGGGCAGGUGAAGGAUGCAAAUAUCAUACUAACUAGAUGGAUGGAAAGAAGUAUGGAAUUGAGAACUUCUCUUCACACCAGUGUGCUGCCUAUAGGAUCCUUAAAUAUCGGGUUGUCACGUCAUCGUGCGUUGCUGUUCAAGGAUUACAGCAUUCUUGACUAUGAGGAAAAAGUUGUUGAUGGUUUCUAUGAUGUAUAUAGCCUCUUCACAAGUCCUGCAAGUCGGGGGAAAAUGCCGUCUCUUUCUGAACUUGAAACGAAUGGUGGAAGUUCUGACUUUGAAGUUGUGAUAGUGAAUCAGAAAAUUGACCCAUCAUUGGAGGAGCUUAUACAGAUUGCACAUUGCAUAGCAUUAGAUUCCCCCACAGAUCAGAUUGGUCUGCUAGUUCAGAGACUUGCUGAACUUGUAAUAGAACAAUUGGGUGGGCAGGUGAAGGAUGCAAAUAUCAUACUAACUAGAUGGAUGGAAAGAAGUAUGGAAUUGAGAACUUCUCUUCACACCAGUGUGCUGCCUAUAGGAUCCUUAAAUAUCGGGUUGUCACGUCAUCGUGCGUUGCUGUUCAAGGUUUUGGCUGACCAUGUUGGGAUUCCUUGUAGACUAGUUAAAGGUUACACAGGUGUUGAGGAUGAUGCUAUCAACAUAAUAAAGCUACCAAAUGGGAGUGAGUUUUUGGUUGAUCUCAUGGGUGCACCCGGGACACUUAUACCAGCUGAAGUUCUAGGUGCAAAGGAUACUUGUUUCAAGCCAUAUAAUAAGCUUCCCAAUGCCCGCUCAACCAGUGGCUCCAGGCUCGACUCCUUGGAUGAUAGAAAAUAUGCUACUGGACAUGAUAUUUUAACUGUCACGAGACCAGUAAGGCCAGAAUCAAAUCCAUUGUUUUCCGAGGCAAGUGUUGGUGCAGGUUCACCAGGAUUAAGUAGUAAAGGUUCUCCUUCUCACCAGUUGGAUCAAAUCACAUCAUUGGUGAUUGGGAAGUCCCUAUACAAGGGAGGUCGUGGACCUAAUGUUGCUAGUGACGGUUCAAGGGUGAAUGUGAAUGUUCCACAUAGUGAUGACCCAAAAAAUCUUUUUGCUGAUCUCAACCCCUUUCAAAUAAAAGGGUCUGGCGUGGUUCAGAAUAACCCUUCUAGAACCGCAGGCAGUCGGGUGCAGUUUUCAAAAAAUGUCGCAGGCAAGCCUCCUGUCCCUAUGAAUUGGAAAAAUCGCUAUGCAUGCAAUGAAGUUCCAGAUGUUUUGCCAAAGAUCAAACUUGAUGCAAACAAUUAUAAUGCAUCAACAGUGGCUUCUUCCACCUCAGCUGUACAGCAGAAAGUUUUAUUUGAUACCCCUCCGAUGUUGGCAACUCAUUUUGAAUUUAGGAAGUCUUCUGUUGAAAACAACCAGAGAAGUGAUCUUGAGCAACCAUAUCAAAUGGAUGGGGACCUCCUGGAAAGUAAUGAUGCAGACACAACCAGAGCUCAUUUUCAGGAAGUCACUCUGCAGAAUAACAGCAGAAAGAUCACCCAACAUAAGUUCACUGGAACAGAUUUGAAAUUUAAGGAGCCAGUACACUCAAACACUUCAACAGGAUUAAGCUUAUCCCAGAUUAAUCAAGUAUUGGAUGAUGUGAAUGAAUGUGAAAUUCCAUGGGAAGAUCUUGUUCUUGGCGAAAGGAUUGGACUAGGUUCAUAUGGAGAGGUAUACCGCGCUGAUUGGAAUGGCACUGAGGUUGCUGUCAAGAAGUUCCUUGACCAGGAUUUCUCGGGUGCUGCUUUGGCUGAGUUUAAAAGAGAAGUGCGGAUAAUGCAACGUCUAAGACAUCCAAAUGUAGUUCUUUUCAUGGGUGCAGUAACCAGACCUCCAAAUCUUUCGAUCAUCACUGAGUUUCUUCCUCGUGGAAGCUUGUUCCGGAUAAUUCAUCGUCCUCACUCUCAAAUAGAUGAGAAGCGCAGAAUCAAAAUGGCUCUUGAUGUGGCAAUGGGCAUGAAUUGCUUGCAUACAAGCACACCAACUAUUGUUCAUCGUGAUCUGAAGUCCCCGAAUCUAUUGGUAGAUAAUGAUUGGAAUGUCAAGGUGUGUGACUUUGGCUUGUCACGCUUAAAGCAUAACACUUUCCUGUCAUCCAAGUCAACUGCAGGAACACCCGAGUGGAUGGCGCCAGAAGUUCUACGUAAUGAACCUUCAAAUGAAAAGUGUGAUGUUUAUAGCUUUGGUGUUAUUCUCUGGGAGCUUGCGACUAUGAGAUUACCAUGGAGUGGGAUGAACCCUAUGCAAGUUGUAGGUGCAGUUGGUUUCCAAAAUCGGCGUCUUGAAAUCCCCAAAGAACUUGACCCUCAUGUGGCUAGGAUAAUAUGGGAAUGUUGGCAAAUGGAUCCAAAUUUACGGCCAUCAUUUGCAGAAUUAAGUGUGGCAUUAAGACCGU
This is a messenger RNA of Cuscuta epithymum, 3232 nucleotides long. Lineage: Eukaryota; Viridiplantae; Streptophyta; Magnoliopsida; Solanales; Convolvulaceae. The record is from the annotation of a GenBank genome assembly.